Molecule: messenger RNA, 348 nt
Organism: Phytophthora nicotianae INRA-310
Lineage: Eukaryota; Oomycota; Peronosporomycetes; Peronosporales; Peronosporaceae
Exons: 2
Coding region: 1-348 (115 amino acids)
Source: RefSeq, a predicted model, not a curated record
AUGAGAGGAGAGGAGAAGGUGCUGGUGGUUUUGCGGCAGCACAUUGCAGAGUGCAGCAAUUUCUACCUGCACGAGCAGGUCGACUACCGCGUUCAUGCCUAUUUCGAGAUGAAGAAACAGAAGGACAUGAAGGACACGGCAGCUGGAAGACCGGUCAUUACUACUGAAAACAGUACUGUUCGAGACAUGCGCCAAGAUUUUCUCUCUGAGCGCGCAAAUCACUACCGUCAGGAUGGUGUCGGAGCCAUUUCUCAUGGUAUUUUUGGGCAGUACGUGGCGCACGAUCGUUUCUUGGAGAAAGCCGAAACCUCCGUUUCAACAGCGAACAAGACCACGUGCCAAAUGUGA